Molecule: messenger RNA, 2695 nt
Organism: Rubroshorea leprosula
Lineage: Eukaryota; Viridiplantae; Streptophyta; Magnoliopsida; Malvales; Dipterocarpaceae
Source: the annotation of a GenBank genome assembly
AGAUAGCAUCCAAACACAUUAAUUUUGAUGUGGGGUGCUAAGUUCGCCUAGGAGGAUUAAUAUCUUGAAAACUAACUUUUAUUUUCUAAACAGCUCUAGAUUUGACAAAGAAUGUGCAAGUGCAAGCAAUCAUAGGGCCCACGAAUUCAAUGCAGGCAAGUUUCGUCAUAGAUCUUGGAAACAAAUCUCAAAUACCUAUCAUCUCCUUCUCCGCAACAAGUCCUGAUCUUAAUUCUAUUCGGAGCCCAUACUUUUUCCAAGCAACUGUAAACGACUCAUCUCAAGUCAAAGCCAUCAGCGCCAUUAUCCAAGCCUUUGGAUGGAGGCAAGUUGUGCCCAUACAUGUAGAUAAUGUGUUUGGAAAAGGGAUUAUACCGUACUUAUAUGAAGCCUUGGAAGAGGUUGAUGCUCGGAUUCCAUACAGGAGCAUUAUCUCCCCUAGGGCCACCAAUCAAGAAAUUGAAAUAGAGCUGUAUAAGGUAAUGACAAUGCAGACUAGAGUCUUCAUUGUUCAUAUGGGCCCAGAUCUUGGAUCUCGAAUUUUUCGCAUAGCAAAAGAGAUUGGAAUGAUGGGUGAAGGAUAUGUUUGGAUAAUAACUGAUGGGAUGACUAAUCUUUGGAGUGUAAUUGAUCGUUCCGAUGUGGAUUACAUGCAGGGGGUAUUGGGUUUAAGGAAUUAUGUUCCGAACUCAAAAGAGUUAAAAAGAUUUGAGAAACAAUGGAAAUUGAAAUUUCUACAAGAUAAUCCUGGUAUGGGGAAUGCUAAAUUUGACAUUUUUGGAUUAUGGGCUUAUGAUGCCACAACUACACUUGCCAUGGCAGUGGAAGAGGUAUUUGGCACCACAAAUUUCAACUUCGAUGCAGCAAAUGUUUCUCAAAAUGGUCCCACACUCAUUCAGGCUUUAUCAAGGAUGAGACUUAAAGGUCUUAGUGGGGAUUUUGGCUUUAUUAAUGGGCAACUUGAGUCGCCUAUUUUCCAAAUUGUUAACUUUAAUGGAAAUGGUGAAAAUGGGAUUGGGUUUUGGACACCAAACCAUGGACUAGUUAGAAGACUAGAAGUUACAAACGUAACAAGGUAUUCCACUUCCAAGGGCAAUCUUGGAUCCAUCAUAUGGCCAGGAGAUCCCCAGUCCAUUCCCAAAGGUUGGGAGAUUCCAAUAAAUGGGAAGAGAUUGAAGAUUGGGGUGCCGAUGCAAAACGGAUUUACUGAACUUGUUAAGAUAGCAUUGGAUAAUAGUACUAAUUCAACUACUUUCUCUGGAUACUGCAUAGAUGUCUUCAAUGCUGUCAUGAAUGUAAUGCCAUACCAUGUCCCCUUCGAUUUCUACCCCAUUAAACUAGGCGAGGAGGAAACUUACAACAAUCUAAUUGAUGAAGUGGUUUAUGGGAAUUAUGAUGCGGUGGUGGGAGACAUUUCUAUUAUAGCAAAUAGGUCAAAAUAUGUUGAAUACACAUUACCAUUUGUGCAAUCUGGCGUGGAGAUCCUGGUGCCCAUACGAAAUGAUGUAGAUAAGAAUGCAUGGGUGUUCCUGAAGCCUUUAUCGUGGGACCUCUGGAUCACCAGCAUUUGCUUCUUCACCUUUUUGGCAUUUGUUAUCUGGGUUCUUGAGCAUAGAAUUAAUGAAGAAUUUCGUGGACCGCCAUUGCAUCAUGUUGGAACUAGCUUUUGGUUCUCCUUCUCAACCAUUGUUUUUGCUCACAGGGAGAAGGUGUUAAGCAAUCCAGCAAGGAUUGUGGUGGUGAUAUGGUGCGUUGUAGUAUUCAUUCUAACGCAGAGCUACACAGCAAGUUUAACUUCUCUUUUGACAGUUCAACAGCUACAGCCAACUGUAACUGAUGUAAAUGAGUUGUUGAUGAAAGGGGAGAAUAUUGGGUACCAGAUUGGCUCCUUCGUUCGAGAAAUCGUCCUGGGGUUGAAAUUUCAUCCAUCCCAAAUAAAGACAUAUUAUUCCCCGCAACAUCUUGAAGAACUUUUUACCAAGGGAAGUGCUAAUGGGGGUAUCGCAGCUGCAAUAGAUGAAAUCCCCUGCUUGAAUGUGUUUCUUGCACAACAUUGCAACAGAUACACAACCUUGAAAGCACCAACUUUUAGGUCUGGUGGCUUUGGAUUUGUCUUUCCAAAAGGUUCUCCUCUUGCAGCAGAUGUUUCUAGAGCAAUCCUAGAGUUCAUCCAAAGUGAUAGAGCAGAGGAAAUUGAAAACCCACUAAAGAGACAACCUAUAUGUUCAACUACCUCGGGUUCAACAAACAAUCUAAGUCUUGGAAGCUUUUGGGGCCUUUUUCUCAUUGUCGGGGUGGCCGGAGUAUUAGCUCUUCUAUGCUAUGCAAUUGAGUUUUUGUAUGGGCAAAAGGAUGUCUGGUGCAAGUGUGACACGGGAAUUUCAAUGUGGAAAAGAAUCCUUCAAGUAUUACGAAACUUCGACCAGAGAGAUUUGACCUCACAGGCCUUUAGGCAACGUGAAUUAAAAGAGGAAGGCAGUAUUGAAGUCAUUCGAGUUAGAGGUGAUGUUGAGACCCCUGUCAAUGCUCCUAUUGAGACCCUUGAUGAAGAGCCUAAUGAUAUACGUACUGCAACAGAAUCUAGAGAAAUAGAUAUUCAUCAUGCUAACACAAACAGCUCAUGAAAGAGCAGUGGACAAUGCUAUUUCUAUUUAGGUAUAUUAAGGGAUUUGGAGAAUAAAAAAUAGAGAUUAGU